Molecule: messenger RNA, 441 nt
Organism: Dreissena polymorpha
Lineage: Eukaryota; Metazoa; Mollusca; Bivalvia; Myida; Dreissenidae
Product: turripeptide Lol9.1-like
Exons: 3
Coding region: 104-355 (83 amino acids)
Molecular function (GO): protein binding
Source: RefSeq, a predicted model, not a curated record
UUCUGAUAACGUGUUGUCACCAUUUCAUUAACUUGCGGUAUCUUAUCAGUGAAAACCAGUUUUGAUUCUGUGUCCUCAAGUCACGCUAUUUUAAAGUGUGAACAUGAAGCUUGUGUGUGCGAUUCUGUUAUGUAUUUUUGGAGCUGCAGUAUGCCUACCAAAGCGAUUUAUUGACUGCACGGACUUCAUGUGCGAUGAAGUGUACAGCCCGGUGUGCGGCACGGAUGGCCGCACGUACGCCAAUGAGUGCCAGAUGGACGUUGAGAACCGGAAACGCCUUUGCUGGAUGGGCCACUUCAACAUGGUCAGCAAGGUGCACGAGGGCCCGUGCAGUGACGUCACACUCGCACCAUAGCAACACAUGUGCUUUGUGUCAUUUGACUAUUAUGUGCAUAAAUAACAUUUACAACUGAACAUAAAAGAUCUAUUAUUUUAAACAUA